GCCAUCCCCCCGGGACCACGGUCCCACCAGUCCCCGCAGCACCGUGCGGGGGCGGCUCGGCGGGAGGCCGGGAGAUGGCGGGGAGAGGCCCCUGUGCCCGGGGAAAGGUCCCCGAGCAUCACCCGGGGCUGGUGACCCCCGAGAUGUGCCCUGGGGCAUCUGAGCCAGCACCGGACUUGGGGCAGCCGGGGGAACCCGUCUGGGUGCGGCAAGGGGGUCAUGGGCACUGCAGGAAGGUCUUGGACAUGGCAGGGGUGGCCCUGUGGGGCCCUGGUGUGGGGGUCAGUGUAGUGGGUGGGAUAAGGGGAGCAGAGCCGCCUGGAAUGCAGGGCCUGGGCUGAGAACCCCCAACUUGUGUCAUGGGUGAGCACAUCCAAUGCUCCAACUGAUAUUUUGAGGCUUGAGUGCCAGCACGGGUGGCACUGAUGGCACUGCCACAGGUGCUCUCAGGACAGCCUUCUCUCUCCUGUGCAGGUGAGCUGGACAGUGCCAAGGGCAGGCAGGACAGGGACAGGCAGGGUCUGUGUCCCCCACUCUCCCCAGCCCCCCUUCUCCCCUCUCAGCCCCGGCAGGGGCCCCAUAAGGCACCGUCACAUGGUGCUGCUCUGAGCCCCUGCUCUGCCUGGCACUGUGGCCAUGACUCAGGGCAGAGGCACCAGCCUUGACUCGGUGUCCCAGUAGGGACCAAACCCAAACAGGUGCCCGGCCCCGCUCAGGCUGCAGCACCUUAUCAGGCCUUGGCAGUGCCGCGCGCCCGCUGGGGAGGCUGUUGUGUCUGCGGACAGAGGCAGCACCAGCGUCACCCCCUCUGCCCAGGCACUGCUCCUCCAGGUCCCUGUCCCAGCACCAUCCUGUGAGAUGGAGCGGGGCUGGGCUGGUGCCCCCCACAGCCGUGCUGCCCCCACCCCAACCAAAGCCCUGUGGCCACAGAGGGGGCUCGGUGCUGGUGUUUGGUGCUUGGUGUGUCCCAGCUCCCUGCCUGUGACGGGACAGCCCUGUGCCCCCAGCCCCGGUGCUCAGCACCCGCCGGAUGCGGUCCGUGGGGUGUGGGUCCCGGGGCGGGCGAGGGGCGUGUCAGGGGCCGCCGUGAUAACUGCGGGCGCCGUGCCGGGGCCGCGGGCACUGACGGAGCAGGGAGCGGGAUGAGCCAAGGACCCCCAUCCUGGGCAGCAGCCAGGCCCGGAGGCAGCGCCAUGGGGUCCGGCGGUGCCCGAGGCCUCCUCCGCACCCUCUGCAUCCUCCUGGUGCUGGCCUGGCACCUGUGCCCUGCCACGGCCCAGUGGUUUUACCUGGGCUCGGAGGACACCACCCUGGAUCCCGGCACCAGCCUCACUGCCCCCACCCUGGAUGGGGAGGAAGAUGCAGAGACCAGCAUGGAGCCCACGGGGAAGGUGCUGCUGAGCAAACCCCCUCUGGCGAAGGGCCCUAGACGCCGGGACCACCUUGCCAGGGGAGCAGCAAAAGGGCCAGGCCAUGCCCCACCACGAACACGAGGCCAGCAGCACCGACCCACGGCCACCCCAGAGAUCUUCGAGGGGAGCGCGGUGGAAGAGGAGUUCCUGCAGAUCCAGACGACAACGAAGGCGCUGCCCCGGGAGGUGCCCCCAGCCCCGGAGAUGGACCCUGCCCUCCAGGUUCACAAUGGCUCUGGCUGUGUCUGUCCUGUGCGCCCCGGUCCUCCCGGCCCUGCCGGCCCUCCCGGCCCAAAGGGACAGAAAGGUGACCGAGGGUUCCCCGGAGAGAGAGGCCAGCCCGGAAUCUCAGGGGACAGAGGGAAGUCUGGCAGCCCAGGACAGCCAGGUCACCAGGGUCCCCGGGGUCCCCCGGGUCCUCCGGGGCCCCCGGGGCCCCCGGGACCCCCAGGCACCUGGGGAUCCAGGAGCCCACCCGCGCCUGCCGCCCUCCCCGAGGGAUUGGAGAACGAGCUGGGACCCUCCAGCCCUGUGGGAAACCCGGGACCCCCCGGCCCCCCCGGGCUGCCCGGCAUGCCCGGACCCCCAGGCUACCCAGGCCAUGAUGGCCCCCCGGGGGUCCCUGGGCGGGAGGGAAAGCCAGGACCCCCCGGCCCUCCAGGGGCUGUGGGACCACCCGGUUUCCCCGGGGCUGAAGGAACUCCAGGGUCUCCAGGCUCGGCUGGGCCAGACGGACCCCCGGGGGCACCAGGGCUCCCAGGGCCUCAGGGUCCCCCCGGGGUGCCAGGGCACGAAGGACCCCCCGGUCCUACAGGACCUGCGUCACUCCCUGGCAAACCAGGGCUCAGAGGGGAGCCAGGAUUCCCAGGACUAAAGGGUGAGAAGGGUGAAUAUGGACUUCCAGGCAUGCCAGGAAGCCCUGGCCGGACUGGAGAUACAGGGCCCCCGGGCAUGCCCGGUCCCAUGGGGCCUCCAGGACCACCGGGGGACUACAGGUGUGACUUGCGCCAUGGAGGACACCGUGGAUUGGCCGGGAUGCCAGGCCCCAAGGGAGAAAAGGGCGACCCCGGAGAGCCGGGGUGCUGCUACAGGGAACAGGGGUGCAAACCGGGCCACCUCCCCUUCCCCAGCACCGGCAGCCAGCCCAGCUCCUGGGGGUCCAUCAGAGGGUACCAGACGGACAGCAAAGAGGAACCAGAGAUUUAUGGAGCGAUCAUCCCCCAUGGUGUUCGAGGUCCCCCCGGCCCCCCUGGGCCCCCAGGCCCCCCUGGCCCACCAGGUCUCCUCUACCUCAACAGGGUGUACCCGGUCCGUGCCCAGCCCCCCUGCAAGCAGCCGGCGGCCCCAGAUCCAGGUUGGGCAGCAGAUGCCGACACCCGUCAGACGGAGCCGUCGGACUGCCGCACUGAUCCCCGGCGCCAGACGUGGGUCUUCAGGUCCAAGGAGCUGAUGGUGAAGGCGAGCGGUGCUGUGCCCGAGGGGAGCCUGGUCUACGUGCAGGAGGGGAGCAGCGCCUUCCUCCGGACCCCCGCCGGCUGGAGCCGCCUCCUGCUGGAGGAUUCGCGGUCGGUCUUGGCUGGUGACGACCCUUCUGCCUCCACCCCACGGUACCAGGAGGCAAAGCGGGUGCAGACAAGAGGUCCCGACACAGUGUCACCUGUGCAGUCCCCAAUGGACUCGCUGGUCCAGAAGGAGGAGGGACAAGGGCUGCCCCAAAUCCCACCAACCACCAUCGCCCCACGGAUCCCAUCCCUCCGCCUGGCCGCCCUCAACGUGCCCCUCUCGGGCGACAUGAGCGGGAUCCGGGGUGCCGACCUGCAGUGCUACCGGCAGUCCCAGGAGGCCGGGCUGUACGGCACCUUCCGGGCCUUCCUGUCGGCCCCCACCCAGGAUCUGGUGUCCAUCGUCAAGAGGACAGACAGGACCCUCCCCAUCGUCAACCUGAAGGGGCAGCUGCUGGCCAAGUCCUGGAGCUCCCUCUUCGAGGGUCAGCCUGGUGCCACCCCACGGGGUCCCAUCUACUCCUUCAACGGGCGCAACAUCCUGACGGAUCCUCUCUGGCCCCACCGGCUGGCCUGGCACGGCUCCACGGCGCGGGGGGGCCAUGCCCGGCGCCGGGACUGCCAGGGCUGGCGUGGCUCCGGCGCGGCCGAGGGCAUGGCCACCCCCCUGGGCCAGGGCCGGCUGUUGGCCGGGCACCGGCACAACUGCUCCACACCUCUGGCCGUGCUCUGCGUCGAGGUGGCCUUUCCCUACCGGCACAUGUGGUGACAGCGGGGACACCGGGCCACGCAGCCCAGGCAGCCCUGUGGGCCUGGGAGCGCUGUGGGCAGCGUUGGGGCUGUGCAGGAGCAACGAGGGGAUGCCAGCCCCACAGCCGGGCUGUGCCAUCCCUGUCUGUGCCAUCCCACGGACCCCCGUGCCAUGGGGCAAUGCCAGGCUGUGCCCACAGCCUCCCUGCACCCGCAGUGGUGCCAACACUGUCACCACCCCAAAAUAAAGAC
Molecule: messenger RNA, 3916 nt
Organism: Neopelma chrysocephalum (saffron-crested tyrant-manakin)
Lineage: Eukaryota; Metazoa; Chordata; Aves; Passeriformes; Pipridae
Product: collagen alpha-1(XVIII) chain-like
Exons: 23
Coding region: 1143-3683 (846 amino acids)
Source: RefSeq, a predicted model, not a curated record